GCGCCGCCGCUGAGGGGAAGGGAAGGGAAGGGAGGCCGCGAUGCCGCUCUACGAGGGCCUGGGCAGCGGCGGGGAGAAGACUGCCGUGGUGAUAGACCUGGGCGAGGCCUUCACCAAGUGUGGUUUUGCAGGAGAAACAGGACCAAGAUGCAUUAUUCCUAGUGAAAUAAAGAAACCCGAUGUCGCAAAGCCUAUCAAAGUUGUUCAGUGUAAUAUUAAUACAGAAGAGCUAUAUUCAUAUCUGAAGGAAUUUAUCCAUAUGCUGUAUUUCAGACAUCUGCUGGUGAAUCCCAGAGACCGUCGUGUUGUGAUCAUAGAAUCUGUCUUGUGCCCUACACACUUCAGAGACACGCUCACAAGAGUCCUUUUCAAGCAUUUUGAGGUACCUUCAGUUUUGUUUGCUCCAAGUCAUCUAAUGUCUCUCCUGACACUUGGGAUCAAUUCUGCCAUGGUGCUAGACUGUGGAUAUAGAGAAAGCUUGGUGCUGCCUAUAUAUGAGGGAAUUCCGAUUCUGAGCUGCUGGGGUUCUCUUCCUCUGGGAGGAAAGGCUAUCCACAAGGAGCUGGAAUAUCAAUUGUUGGAGCAGUGCACAGUUGAUACAGGAUUAGCCAAAGGACAAAGCCUUCCAUCUGUGAUGGGCUCAGUUCCAGAAGACAUAGUAGAGGAUAUAAAAGUCCGCACUUGUUUUGUGAGUGAUCUCCAACGUGGACUGAAAAUCCAGGCAGCCAAGUUCAACAUUGAUGGCAGUGCUGAGCGUCCUUCACCACCUCCAGACGUGGACUAUCCUUUAGAUGGAGAAAAGAUUCUCCAUGUAGUUGGCUCCAUCAGAGACUCUGUUGUCGAAAUACUGUUUGAACAGGAUAAUGAAGAGACAUCUGUUGCCACUUUGAUCUUAGAUUCACUCAUUCAGUGUCCAAUAGACACCAGGAAGCAGUUGGCAGAGAACUUGGUAGUUAUUGGUGGCACGGCUAUGUUGCCAGGAUUCCUUCACAGGCUCAUGGCUGAAAUCAGAUACCUGAUAGAGAAACCAAAAUACAAAGAAGCACUUGCCACUAAAACCUUCAGAAUUCACACUCCACCUGCCAAACCCAACUGCGUGGCCUGGCUGGGAGGAGCCAUUUUUGGAGCACUUCAGGACAUACUUGGGAGCCGGUCUGUGUCCAAAGAAUAUUACAGCCAGACAGGCCGCAUACCUGACUGGUGUUGUCUUAAUAAUCCUCCGCUGGAAAUGAUGUUUGAUGUUGGAAAAGCACCCCCGCCAUUAAUGAAGAGGGCUUUUUCUACUGAGAAAUAAGCACCUAAAUGCUACACAAGGAUUCUACUCAUCUGUUUCAACGAGACCGAGAACAACAGGGUUGCAUGCAAGUCAAGAGUGUCCCCUUGAGCCGGGCCCCGCUAUGCAGUUCGCUGCUCAGCUGCACUACCCCGCCACAGCCUCUCUCCCAAGGCAUAACACCUACGGGGCUGGGCAGGAGACUCGAGGAUCCAACUGCUUCUGGCAAGAAAACCUGUGGGUGAGGUCUGGUUCUCCUCACAGGGCAGAACAGGGGAGGAGGGAUGGAGUCCAAUAGUGCACGAG
Messenger RNA from Haliaeetus leucocephalus (bald eagle), 1579 nucleotides. RefSeq names its product actin-related protein 10 homolog (S. cerevisiae) (gene ACTR10). Gene Ontology annotation, biological process: retrograde axonal transport of mitochondrion. NCBI's taxonomy places the organism in Eukaryota, Metazoa, Chordata, Aves, Accipitriformes, Accipitridae. Bases 41 to 1294 code for a protein of 417 amino acids. The record is from RefSeq and is a predicted model, not a curated record. The transcript has 14 exons.